CUGCGAGAGCUGGGCCGGGGUGCCUGGGGCACGGUCUACGUGGCCCGCCGCCAGCAGGACGGACAGCUGUAUGCGGUCAAGGCUGUGGAGCUGCAGGGGCUGAGCCGCAGGGACCAGCUGGCGGCGGUCCUUUCCAGCCUGGACAGCCCCCACAUCGUCAAGUACUACGACUCCUACCUGCACGGCGGCCAGCUGCACAUCGUGCAGGAGCUGUGCGGCGGCGGCAGCCUGCACGCCGCCAUCCGCCGCGCGCGGCGCCCGCUCCCCGAGGACGCCAUCUGGCGUGUGCUGCUGCACACCGCCCUGGCCCUGCACCACAUGCACAGCAGGCGCAUGCUUCACCGUGACGUGAAGACGAUGAACAUCUUUCUGAGCACGCCCCUGGACCAGCAGGGCGGCCAGCAGCAGCAGCGGUUCAAGCUGGGGGAUGUGGGUGUCAGCAAGGUGCUGGAGGAGGGGCGCAGCCACGCCAGCACCCUCAUCGGCACGCCCUACUACCUCAGCCCCGAGCUGGCGCAGGAGCUGCCCUACGGCCCCCCCAGUGACAUGUGGGCGCUGGGCGUGGUGCUGUACGAGUGCGCCACGCUGAGGCAGCCCUUUGACGGCAGGUCGCAGGCCAGCCUGAUCAUGAAGAUUCUGCGGGGCCGCUACGAGCCUGUGGUGGGCCUGAGCGCAGACCUCACCGCCAUCAUCCACCGCCUCCUCAGCCAGGCGGCGGCUCGCCGACCCAGCGCCGACACACUGCUG
Chlorella variabilis is the source of this 747-nucleotide messenger RNA. RefSeq lists its product as hypothetical. Lineage: Eukaryota; Viridiplantae; Chlorophyta; Trebouxiophyceae; Chlorellales; Chlorellaceae. The record is from RefSeq and is a predicted model, not a curated record. Gene Ontology annotation, biological process: protein phosphorylation. The annotation marks the transcript as partial. Gene Ontology annotation, molecular function: protein kinase activity; ATP binding. The transcript has 6 exons.